CGGAGCCAGUAAACUAAUAAUAAACUGGAUAAUAUUUGUCUUUGAGGCGGUUGCAUGAUUCGGAACAAGUGGAAUAAGAUUGGCGUUAGUGCAAGAACUGGAUUUUUUAAAAGUUGCUCAGCUAAGAUUUUUUAAAAAAAAAGUCAAUAGUACAGGCUCUGCUGUUGCGUGCCAAAGUUCCUGAGAUGAAUUUAAAGCAACUUGUAGCUUUUCAGUCAAGUUGGAUUCUGGUGAGAAGAAGUGCCAGCUCAGUCACGGAAAGCAAGAGACAUCAAGCCACGAUAACGACAGAGGAGAAAACAGGCAAGGGAAUAUCUCACUCAAUUGUUAGGGACUAACUCGCUGCCUGGCUCAUAGUCAUCUGGAGGUAACUGAAGUGGCUGUGACGGGAAAAAAAAAUCAGAAAAGUAAAGGUUAUUUUCCCUGUUGCAAAAAAUUGAAGAGCGGAAUGCAGCCAGCAGGAGUCACUGUCUGUCAGAAUAGUUCGCCAAACUUUGCAGUCACUUGUUUCAUUUCUCUCAGCGGCUCUUUGUAAAACUUAAAAAAAAACACCAUACCGCGGCAGAUGGUUUGAUAAUCGAUCUGUGCAAACUUUCGCAAAAAGAAUCAAUUUAAAUGAAUGCUUUCUACAUAUAAAGUAACAAGAGGGAACGUGGAAUCAACAUUAGCGUUACUCAGCUCGGGAGAUGCCCCUCUCUCCUGUUAUUAUGCUGAACCACUGUACACAUUACUUCAACAACUUCGUAUGAAAAGAAUGACUCCCCCUCUAAUAAUAAUGGGAUUGCUAUUCCUGCUAAACUAUAUUUAUCCAGAGGCAGAAUGUGUAUGGAAGACGAUACAUCAGACUGUUUAAAAUAGAUACAGAACUCUUGUUUUCAAUUCAAAUUGGUUCCUGCGGAGAGUUCAGCAAUGCUGCUGAAUUUCCUUCUCGGAAGUUGUUCCGCAGAUGCGAAUUUAGUUUGAGCGCUGGAGCUUUUUUCAAAAGAAACAUUCACCAAUGCCCUAAAGGCUAACUGGAGAGAUAACUGGCGAUUGCUGUGUCUCUGAACAGAAAUAUCUCCGAAUAAAAUGGAGGCUGGCUCUGGGCAUCAUAUUUUGAAUACAGAGAAUGUUGGCAGGCUUGAAUCCGUGGAGUCAGCCAGUGCUGAGCCUAACCUGUACCGGAUGUACCUGUCUUGCUUACCUGACCGCUACAUGAAGGCAAAAAUGAGCCUGGCAGCCUACCUCAUAGGCUGGGCCCUUGUACUUCUUUGUAAGCGAGCAAUAGAUAGGAACUCAAACCUUCAGCACCAGCAGGUUUCCGAAGCUGUCGAGAAUCAUUCUGAUCACUGUGAAUCUGAGAAGAAAGACAGUUCAGAGGAAGAAACUCCAGGACCAUCCCAAGUUUUUCCAAAUGCACAACACGAGUUAAAUAAAACUACUGAGGAAGAAGUUCCAGCAACAAGUGAAACUAGUUUUGAGAGUACUUGGAGUUCAUGUCAUUUUCUCCCUGAAGUAUAUAUAGAAACAAAUAACAUUGACUUUGAUGACUUAGGAAGUCUAAUUCAUGCAGCUGUUGAACCACAGCUCAAUACCAGUGCCUCUGAUACGAUCCUGCAACUACAUGCACCACAGAUAAGGACUUAUACACCUGGUGCCUGUCAGAAUUCUGAAUCCCAUGGCAUAUCCUCCAAGGCACAAGUGACACCAAACGGAGCUUCACCUGGCCUUAAAUCGGAGAUAAGUGACACUUCAGCGGACAAACCUGAAGUGAAGUGCAAUAGUUAUCCCCACACACCCUCUGAGCAAAGUGCUGUUCCUUUAAUAACUAGUUGGUCUGCACUCGAUACAGCAUCUGAAACAUGUGGCGCUUCUUCGGAGACAGAAUCAGCAACAUGUGAAUUUCCGAUAAAGUCAAGAGCAAAUGAAAUUUCCGAUGAAUUAAGUUCGGAAAAGUACAGUAGUUCUUCUGAGACAGAAACAGAAACUCCUGCUGCCACUUUCCUUGAGGUCCGCACGACCAGCAGUUAUCCUGAUUUGAACUGGGAGUCAACUGAGAAUUCCCCAUAUAUACAAGAACAGAUUGAGAUUUCUCCUGAAAAGAAAGCUUUGCCAAGUACGAUUCCUUUGGACAUUAACACAGAGCCAACUUCCUCAGAAGCAGCGGAGCUCAAAAGAAAUUUCCUGGAUAAACAAUCAGAGGCUGCUGUGAUUUGUCCUGGGCUGUAUCACACAUCGGAUGUCAUUAAACCAGAUACAGUUAAAACCUCUCUGACAGAGUCAGCCGGGACAUCCUUGAGCUGUGAUCGAGUUUUAAGUGAAAUUCCCUUGGAAAUUAAUCAAGGUUCCACUGCCAUUUCUCCUAGAACUGAUGAAAUUCUUCCUCCAACAGUAACAGAGUUGAUCAGCACUCCCCUGGAUGUGAGCCAAUACCAAAGUGAAAUUCCAAUCGAAGUAGAAUCCAAUCCAAUUGUGCUCUGUCCACAGUUGGCUAAAUUUCCUCCUAAGCACACAUCAGAGGCAGAUUCGCUUUCUCUGAAUGUAAACCAUGAUCUAAAUGGAACUCCAAGCAUAGACAAAUCAGAUUCUGACGAAAACUUGUCUGAGCCUAGCAACGUUUCAAACGGAACUGUAACAGCGUUGUCCUGGGUUUCUCUGGAUGCAAACCAAGGUCCAAGCGAAGCCUUGUCUGAUGCACAGCCAAAUGCCUCUGGAAUUGAUCUUGAGAAAUAUGAGGUUUCUGCUGGAUUAAAAUCAUUCCAGUCUUCAGCAGGCACAGAUCACAAUCAAAGAGAAAUCCCCAUCAGUAGAGAACCAGAUCUCAUUGGGACUGUACCUGACAUUUGUGGUGGAUUUGAAUCCAACUCAAUCUUGCCUUGUCUGGCUACAAGUCAGCCUGUAAGUGAAAUUCCUCUUGAGGUUGAACCACAUGCUGCAAAAAGCUGUGUCCUGACAGGUGAGAUUUAUGGUGAAAUUAUCUCAGAGUCAGUCUGGGCUUUGUUGGAUACCACCCAAGAUCGAAGUGAAUUUUACUCUGAAGUAAAGCCAGAUUUCGCUGCAGGAAGCCCUGAAGCAAGUGAAUUUUUUACAGGGCUUAUAUCAGAGCCAACCUGGGCUUCACUGAACACAGAGCAAGAUCCAGGUGAGAUCCCAUUUGAAACACGACCACUUCCUACCGCAAUCAGUACUGAGCCAAGUGUGGUUUCCGCUGGGAUUGUCUCAAAUUCAGUCUGGGUUCCUCUGGAGCCAGACCAAGAUCUGACUGAAUCUUCUUUAAAAAUAGAAUCAGCCCCCACUGCGGAGUGCCCUGAAUCAAGUUCUGAAGUCAGUAAAAUCUCUGCCCUGAUAAAUUCAGUGGAAAAUCUUUCUUCCCCAUUAGAAGGGGGUUCCCCAAACAUAGAAACAAAUUUUGCCCUAAAUUGUAAAGCAGCCAAACCUGAGGCCAUUGGAAUUUCUAAAGAGAAUCAUCAAACAAUCAAUGAAACAAAUCUUGACACAGAACUGAGUGCGAAUGAAGGAACCCCUGACCAACAUGGAGACAUUAUAGAAAACCAGAUAAAGAUAAUUGGGGAUUUUCAACACUCGAGUGGAUGCACAAACUUCAGUGAAAACUACGAAACAGCCAUUUACCAUGAAAUCAAUCAAGACCCAAGCAAAAUUUCUGCAGUGGUAAAAGAGGGCAUAAGUGAGAAUAUUUGUGAAAUAAGUACAAGGGCUGUUUAUAAAUCACCUAAAAUCAAAUUAGAUCCGAAUGAAGUUACUCAUGAAGCAGUUGAAGAGAGGUCAGAGACUGAGCAACUUUCAUAUGAUUCUGAUGUUGUAGAAGGCGUACAAAGCAGCAGUGCUCGAACAGAGCCGAGAUCCAUUGAAACCGAGUUUAAGAGAACAACAGGAAUCUCUCUUGAGGCAGAACCGGCAAUAAAUGAAGAAGAGUUUGCAAGAACAUUAAGAACAAAUUGUAAUUCCACAAAAAAUCACAUACUAGACUACCAAGGGGAAGAAUUAAAGGUCAUCCAGAGUUCUCCAGAAAUCCAAACAGAAUCACAAGAGGAUUUUGUUGAGGAUAAGCAAGGGGAGAUCAUUGGCUCACUUUUAACAGAAGCAGAAGAAAGUACGAAUUUUCUUAACAGAGACUUUGAGUCAAAUGCGAAGGAUACUGAAGCACCAGAUCUAGAUUACAGCACUUCACUAACAGCGCCAGAGGCCAACAUCCUAGAAGUACAACCACAUGACACUGAUCUUAAAGACAGUAAAACAAACACGUCUUCAGCUAACACAGGGAGUUGUGUUGACACACGCUCAGAUACUGAGGACUAUAUUCCAAAGACAAGAACUGAGGUUUCAGUUAACAGGACAAUAGAUGUAGGUGAGGCCUAUUCAGAAGACACUAGUGCCAAAAGUGAAAACGCUAUUCAAUUCGCUGAUCAGGAGAAUGAUUUUCCAUUUGAGCUGUUUAAACAGUGCAAUGGAGCUAGCUUAGAAGCAGAUCUAUUAUAUCCCUCAUUCAAAGAUAUUACAGAACAAAACUUAAACAUACAAAAUACUUCUAAAGAAGUAAUAAAAAAUGAGAUUUCUUCUCAAACUAAAGUAGAACUAAGGGAGGCAUGCUGUGUUUCACAAUCUGAGCAAGGGGGAGUAUCCACCGGAAGAUUACUAGCAUCACAUGAUAUUAUUUCUCAACAAUUGGGCAGCACAAUAGAAGUAGCUAAAAAAGAGACUACAACUGACAUUGAAUUAGUGCCAGUGUUCCCCCUUGAUCAGGCAACAUCAAGGGACAAUAAUACAGCUCCUAAAACUGGUACAGAAAAUAAUCACGUCUACAUUGUUGAUGUUGGAUUGAAGACCAGGGACCUACCUUUAGAGGCAAAGUCAGGAGAUACUGGAAUUUUGAACAGGAACCUGCACAAGAGGUGUAUGGCUUUUCCAACAGAGGCAGGUACUCUGCAAGGUGAAAGCAAUGAAAGGAUGGAUUAUGGCAACAUGCUAGAUGAAGAAUUGUACAGAAAUGAGAAUGGAAGCCAAGAGACAAUAAAAUUGGAUGCUGAAUCCAGUGAUAUUCCACACGUUUAUGAAACUGAUGGUAACAGUACAACCAGCGAUGAAACUGAUGAGAACAUUUACCCAUUUGGAAGUAACAGCAGUCUUCACAAAGCCCUGCAGAAACAGACCAACAAUAAAGGCGAUGACCGGUUUGGGUCUUUAUCUUCAUUAAACUCUUUCAGCUCACCUUUCAAAAACUCCAAAUUUUCAGUUUUCACCAAAAUGGCGUCAUUCAGGAAAAGCAAAGCCUCAAGUCAAGACCGUCCGAUCGAAAGCAACAGCAACGAUGGAAAUCGAAGUCAGUAUGCCAAAAAUGCAAAUGACAGUAAAACACAAACAAAGGGAAACACCAUUGGUGCUCCAGUGUAUAAAGUACAUUACCCUACUUAUAAAUCUCACCUGCCUCAUCAUUUCAGAAGUAGUGGCAAGAGUGAAUCCCCUAGUUUUGAUGGCUCAGAUGAUGAUGAUGAGGUUUUUGAAAGCAGUAGCCAGGAGAAUCAAACUAUGAAGUCUGUAUUUGGCUCAGAUAGUCUGCAGGAAGUAAAAGAUAUAGAAGAGAUUCAGAGAGUGGCAGAAAAUGGCCAACAUUUCCAUAGCAGGAGCACAGACUCCAUGGAAGGUGAUGAUAGUAAUGCUGAGGAGCAAAACAUCAAAAUACCUCCCAUGACAGAAAAGAGAUGCAAAAAGAGCAAAAGCUCUGAUAGUCUUAAUCUUAGAAUGAAAAGAGCCUUUGCCAAUAAAUCGCUUUCUGUGUUUUUUGAAAGUAAAUCUGGUGACAAAGAAAAUGCUAACCAAAAUUCUAAAUCUAGUAAGAAAAAUGAUGGUGAUGAAGGGAGGUCAAAACACUUGUCCUGGAGAAAAUUCAUGAAACUGAGUGAAUCGGAAUCCACGAAGAUAUCAAUGAACACUUCACAUUCACCCAGUGAAAAUCAAGCCAUAAGGCCACAGUCACAGGUACACAGUGAAUAUGCAAGGAGGAUCUCCAUGGAACAAGUAGAAAAUACUUCUUACUCAGGAGCUUCAUCUCCCUCGUCUCCUGGCACUCCAAGUAAAGCUCAGCUUUCCGUUAGCUGUUGUGAACAGGAUGAUGCUCCAAAGCUAUUGGGUCAAAGGCUUAGAAGGACAUCACCGAAUGAAUUAAGACUUAAACUGACAUUUGACAAUUGCCUAGAAAGUGAUGAUGUUUUCAAAACUUCACCAAAUCAACCCACUCCCAAUGCCUUACUGAAUCAGUUAAGCCCAACAUGGAAUAGACCCGGUGUGAUUUCAGAAUACUUUGAUGCCACUUUCCCUGCAAGACCAAUGAGUCCAAAACCACAAAGUCCCAGGUCAAGUUUUCGGAGAAGUUUUCGCUCCAGCAACAGAGCGAGUACAUCAUCCUGGACUUCUCUUGAUUCUAAUAAAACAACGGAUGGAGUGUUAGAAGGACCCGAAAGGCCAACAGAAUUGAAACCAAGGGGCAAUCUUCUUCUUUCUGUCCAAUCGCUGAAUUAUGAAUGUCAGAAAGAAGACAGUGGAAUUAGCAGUCAGUCACAGACAAGUCUAAAUACAACUUCUUCAGCCAUUGAUAUUGGCAAAGAGGAGGAAGUAAGUAAGCAUCCAACCCAAACAACACAAGAGAGGAACUCGACCAUGCCAACAGUCCUGCGAAAUCACCAUCAGAAUCACCCACGCCAGCGACCUUUCUCAGACUUUGGACAAAUGGCCUGGUUAUUUGAUCGUGCUGAAGGGAAAUGUAAACUAGAUAGUGAGGAUGAAAUAGAAGAAAUAUCUAUACCGCCUUACAAACGCUGCAACUCAGACGAAUUGUUGUUGGAAGAAGCAAGGAAGAGACGGAGAAAGUUGAUUGCAGAGCUUGAGAACUUCAGAACCACACAUGGCAGGAGCAAUGCUGAAGUCCGCAAUGAAGUUGGAAGGAGAUUUUCCUUUCUAUCUCCUCUCUCUUCUACCUUCAAAGACAUUCCUCUGAGAUUUCUUACAUUCUCCCAGAGCACGCCAACAGGACUCGACUGUAUCGGGUAUAAGCGAUGGAUGGCAACUCCUGUCAUUAAUGAUGGUGCACCAGAUAAGACUGCUUUUGCUGAUGAAGCUGGAAGUGAGGAGGAUUUGUAUGAGGACUAUCGGAGUGGAAAUCAUCGGUAUGGACACCAAGGAGGAGGGGGAGAACAGCUGGCCAUCAAUGAGCUCAUCAGCGAUGGCAGUGUGGUGUAUGCAGAGGCACUCUGGGACCAUGUCACUAUGGAUGUCCAGGAGCUGGGCUUCAAGGCUGGUGAUGUCAUUGAAGUAGUGGAUGCUACCAACAAAGAGUGGUGGUGGGGCAGGAUCGCGGACAGUGAAGGCUGGUUCCCUGCCAGCUUUGUGCGGUUGUGGGUCAACCAGGAUGAACCCAUGGAAGAAUACCCAGUCAAGGUUGAGGACGGAAAACCUGAUGAUGCCAAUAGUGCCAACCGUCGGCUGGCCACAGGCCAAUCAAAGAAAGACCAAAUGCGGACCAAUGUUAUCAGUGAGAUUAUGAGCACCGAGAAUGAUUAUAUCAAACAUUUAAAGGAUAUCUGUGAGGGUUAUGUUAAGCAGUGCCGGAAAAGGACAGACAUGUUCACAGAGGAGCAGUUACGGACCAUCUUUGGGAACAUUGAAGACAUUUACAAAUUCCAGAAGAAAUUUCUUAAAGGUCUGGAGAAAAAGUUCAAUAAAGAUCAGCCCCACCUGAGCGAGAUCGGUUCCUGCUUCCUUGAAUAUCAGACAGAUUUCCAGAUAUACUCUGAGUACUGCAACAACCACCCGAAUGCUUACACUGAGCUGUCCAAACUCAUGAAGAUCAACAAGUACGUGUACUUUUUUGAGGCAUGUCGCCUGCUUCAGAAGAUGAUUGAUAUCUCAUUGGAUGGCUUUCUGCUCACACCAGUCCAGAAGAUCUGCAAAUAUCCACUUCAGUUGGCAGAGCUGCUCAAGUACACCAAUCCAGAGCACAGAGAUUACAAUGAUGUGGAGGCUGCGUUGAAUGCCAUGAAGAAUGUUGCCAAGUUGAUUAACGAGCGCAAGAGGCGGCUGGAAAACCUCGACAAAAUUGCCCAAUGGCAGAGUUCAAUCGAGAAUUGGGAGGGUGAAGAUGUUUUGGCCCGAAGCUCAGAGCUCAUCCAUUCUGGUGAAUUAACAAAGGUCUCCCAACCUCAAGCCAAGAGCAAACAGCGAAUCUUUUUCCUCUUUGACCAUCAGGUGGUCUUUUGCAAGAAGGACCUCCUGCGUCGUGACAUCUUGUACUACAAAAGCAGGAUUGACACGGACAGCAUGGAAGUGGUGGAUGUCGAAGAUGGGAAGGACAAGGACUUCAACAUCAGCGUCAAGAACGCAUUCAAACUUCAAAACAAGUUCACAAAUGAGGUCCACUUGUUCUGUGCCAAGAAGUUGUCGGUCAAAGAACGUUGGCUUCAAGCCUUUGAAAAUGAACGAAAACAGGUUCAACUCGACAAAGAGACAGGCUUUGCUAUCACAGAAGUUCAAAAGAAACAGGCCAUGAUGAACGCAAAAAAAUCACAUCCAACUGGGAAGCCUAAAGCUGUCACCCGGCCUUACUAUGACUUUCUGACAUUGCGGCAAAAACAUCCAAUGAUGCCUUCAACCAUCCCCCAACAGCAGGUCUACAUGCUGGCUGAGCCUAAACGCAAACCAUCCAAUUUUUGGCAGAAUAUCGGAAGACUGACACCAUUCAAGAAGUGAAGGGACAGCUCAGUUAACGUGACUUAAUGCCUUUCCAAGGGAGCACUUUAAUGUCCAGUUGCAAUCAGAAUGAACUCCUGCUUUGUGCAUGUGUGCACGCUCCAAUGCAAACUGUGUGUAUUAUCACAUGACAACAAUUUCCUCAUUGGAAGGAGAUGGGAUAUCCUGCAUUCAGUAACUUUUCUGCUGAGAGCACAUCACCCUGAUAUGACCAGCAAGAGUUAACAGAAGAGCUGCCUACAUAUACUCUCACAUUGAUAACUACAGUCAAGCUCAAUGUUCACGCUCAAUCCAGAAGAAACCAAGCUUGUCCCAUUCUGUUGAAUAGAAGGUAUUGAGAUUUUUUUUAAAAAGAGAAAUGGUACAUCUUAUACCUACACAGCAAGAGUAGUUUUUUUAAAAAAAACUAAACCGAUUGCUGUAUCUGUAAGGCUGUGCAAGCAUUAGGAAACAGGAAAAAAACUCUACUGUAAACAAGUUUUCAGAGGCAUCUGUCUUGCAGCAGUUUGACCUUCUGUACUUUCAGUGGAAUGAAACAUUGUGUGCCUAUAAGCAAAUGAUUAUUAUUGAAAAUUGUUGGUGAACUGAUAUCACACUGUUCAAAAUCUCUUGCCAAUCUUUCGGAAGAAAAUGCCAAACUAACUGCACAAAGCUCAAAGGUUUAAAAGGUUCUGAACUGGCAAACAGCACUAAAUGUUGCUGGGCGUCUACAAUUGAACCAUGGGUCUACAAUCGUUCCUUUCAAUUCUGAAACCGGGGAUUUAACCCUGGGCAGAAGGACAGGCUGAAGAUCUCUUCUCCCUCACAUCUGAACAAAACCUGGUUGCACAGUGAAGUGGACACUGCACUCAGUUGGCACUGAAAUAAUCAGAGCAUGUGGUCCCCUCCUCAAGUAUUUACAGUAUUACCUUGAUCGCUAGAUAAAUGAUCAGGUUGAAUUUAACCAGUGUAAAGGAGGAGAGAGUAACAUGCCAAGUUGUUAUGUGCUAAUGUUUAUAAAUGAAUUGUGUAAAUAUUAACAAAAUGAUUUAUUUAUGUAUAUUGAAUUUAUUGUACUUGUUCUUGCUGUUUGGCUUCUCCAAAUUUUCUCCAGUACAAAUGCCUUAUUAAGGAAUGCACUUACCUGAUUGCUUGAUUUUUUUUAAAAGUCCCUGGUGUGGAAACAGUUUUACUUCAGAAAUAAUUAACUUCAUUUUCCAAGAAUAAUGUUAAGGGUGUUUGAGAAUCAUAAUAGUGUUAGUCAUUUGACUGGUGGUAGAUUGGCUGAUGUUAUUCCACAGUUUGCUGUCCUGCAUUAAGUUAGAUUUCAAACAAUGAUUUCCUGCAGAGAAACCUUUCUGGAUGAAUUAUCAGAUCAAAUUCACUAAAUAUGAAUGGCAAAUGAACACAAUGAAAUGCAAUUAGGUCUCGGAGGGCGGUGGAAUCUGUAGUUAACCACAAGACUGUACUGUAAUGUUGCCAUGUUUUUCAGUGAACAGUACCUAUUUGUGUCAUAAAACCUGACUUAUUAAGGCCAGGAAGAGCACAAACUAUGAGAAAUAUUUUGUAUUAUCUUUUCCAAUGUCAAUAUUGUUCAACCGCAAAAAGGUGAAAAAAAACCCCCACAACAGCCUAUAAUCUGUAGCACACUUGCAUUUGUGCAGACAAAGUAUUGAUAGCCAUACAGGACCUCAUCAAAAGAGAAGGAAAGUUAAGGAAAAUAAAUCUUCACCUCCACAUUAUAAAUGGAAAUUAAAAUAUUCACAUCGUGAUUAAACUUGUAUGCCCAACUGAAGUAGCAUCAACCUUAUUGCUGAAAUGGCUCACAGAUAUCCCCAUCAUCCUGAGUUAGCCCCAUUACCAACAAUCUGAUCUGCAGUUUUGAAUUUGUGAAACCCAGAGCUGAGAGGUCAACUUGCCCACUGCUGGCGCGCAACACGUAAAACUUGCUUGCUUUUCAUUUGCAAUUAAACAACUCUGUGGCCAGUAAGGGCCCUGCUGAUGACAAAAUGACAUUGCUUAGUUCAGCAAUGAGAGAGACUCACUGGAGAAUAGGCUGUCCAAUAACUUGUAAUAUUAGCAAUGCUACAAAUAAAAUGCUAGUGUUGUUUUUCUAUGGUUCUCCAAAAACGUACUUUAAUGAUAAAUUCCCCUCCUCAAAAUUGCAACAGUAGUCCCAGAUACGUCUGAUCACAGCCCAAACAGUUCCGGAGUCUUGGGCAUAAGUUCCAUCAAAAGGCAGUGUCAACACAAUGCAAUUAGUGAAACAUUUCAGUCAACAGUAGGAGGAGGAAAAGUUUGUUGGGCAGUUAUUCUAUUCAAACUUCUCAGUCUUGUCUUUUGUGUGUAGGCAUAAUAAUAUUUCCGAUUUUUUUUUGUUUUAGAUCAUAUUAAAAAGGUUAAUCCUCAGUGUCUCUGCUUUCCCCCUAAAUCUACUCCACAAGCUAAGGACCCCAAAAGAAAUCACUCUUUAGGGUGAUUGCUAAGAGGGUGUCUGGAGCUACUCAACUCUGACUGCAGCAGCCAGCCAUGAUUGUUUUAUACAUCCAUUUAAAUCCAACCAUUUUGGAAUGAGCUACAGGAGCAUCCAAUGUUCUUCUUUGUGCCAAUCAAGCCAAUGGUGUCCAUCUUUGACACAGGAGAUCUGAUAGAGAAUGCAUUAAUGAUACGGCAUUUUGUAAGGUAAAUAAAGGAAAAAUAAAUUUCCAUUGGUUGGGAGCAUCGAUGUUGUAAACUUACUAUUGCUAAAAAGAUUGAAGAAAGAGUUUAUGAAAAAUGUUUUUACACAGCUGUAGUGUUAGGACGUGAGAUGCCAUACUGGAAACAACAAUGAAAGCAGAAAUAAGCGCAAUUUUAAAAAGGGUGUGGACAAAGGUUUGAAAAGGAGUCAACGAAAGGGAUUUGGGGCAAGUGCAAGAGAAGGGGACUGUGAAGAGCUUUAUCAAAGAGCCAUAAUAGAGACUGUGAGCUUGAUGGCCACCAACUGUGCUCUAAAAUUCAAUGAUUCUGUGAGGGAUUAUACACACUAACAAUGUCAUUUAACUAACUGAAGAAGUCAAAAUACAAAUAUUUGCCUCCACGUUGAGCAGAGACAUUUAUUUACAAAGUCCACGUUCAUAAAGGAACUGCACCCUCUGGACUUCACUUCCUGCUUAACUUAUUCAAAUUAAAUAGGCUAUUAUGGUUCAGCAGCUUUCUGUUUGGUUCACUCAGUUUGAUUUCUAUUCAACUUUUUUUUUUGUAUCUCAUGUUGUCAGUAGAUCACUCCUCUCCUGCCCAUGUCUGUGUUUCUGCUUCUUGAUCAUAUAGACUAGUCUGUGGCCAAAUUACCAAAUCAAAUUUCAGUGGGUAAAUUUUCUACUUGAUGCAUUGUCAUUGGUCAAGAUUGGCUGGCUGUUAUAGAAAUUGUCUUAUUUUAAUUCUGUGAUUUACACAAAAAAAGAUCAGGCAGCUAAUACCAAUGAUAGUUUUACACACAGCUGGCAGAUUGAAAGGAUUUUUAUAAACAGUAAAGGAAGUCCAAAUUCUGGAAAUCACAGAUUUUUCAGAUGUGCAAAGUAAAUAAGUAAACAUAGCUAUUUGUAAUAAAUGUCCCUGGCAGGAAAGCAGUUGAUUUCAUCAUUUUUAUACUGAUGUGCAGAAGGCUGUGUAUAUACAAUCUGAAUCCUUUACCCCCUCCCUGACACCAUCUAGAUAAACAUCCUGUUCCACAGACAUUUUUAGUUCGGAACAAAACGUAGCAAGCCAUUCGUCUUCAAGCUUGAUGGUAGUCGAGAAUCCUUGAUGCUGCUUGAAUAAACUGACUGUCCAAAUAACAUCACCACUGAACACGAUCAGACCUCACCUGAGAACCUGUCCAUGCUACAUUUCAUAUAAAUAACCACAUAUUUGGCCAAGAUCAAAGUUCUCAUUCGGUAUUUCACAGGAUUGUUUUGCACAUCUCCCUUGGGUGAGUGGCUCCUGGAUUUUAAUGAUGGCUAACUGCUAAUUCUUACCACUGUCCUAAAGUUCCUUCCUUCCCCUAAGCACUGUUUUUCAUUCCCUAUGCUUGCCACAGUUAAACAGAUAACUGCUGUUAUUCACGAGAUAGUAGGAACUGCCAAUGCUGGAGAAUUUGAGAUAAUAAGUUGCAGGGCUGGAUGAACACAGCAGACCCCUUGAAGAGCCCAGACCCGAAACAUCAACUUUCCUGCUCUUCUGAUGCUGCCUGGCCUGCUGUGUUCAUCCAGCCCUGCAACUUGUUAGCUGCUGUUAUUCAUGCUUAUUGUCAUGAAUUGCACAUGAAGAACCUUUGCUUCCUCCUAGUGAAGGAGUAUCACUCAUUGAAAGCCUUCUAAAAAAAAUUACCAUUCUAAAUUUUAGGAAAAGCCCUUUAUCUCUGUGCUUCAUUGAAGGAUACAGCAGCACAGUGGGUUGGGAAUAAGUUAAAGCAGUUUCUUUAUAAUGUGAGUUACUUAAAGCCUUUGGCUGUUGAUGUCAUGUUUAGCCAUUACAUACUAAACUUUGUCCCAUUGGGAAGAAUAGGAAUGCUGUAAUUGGUAGCAAAACAAAAUGCAUUUAGACUUUUUUUGAAGCAUGACAUUUAUUUGCCUCAUGACUAUGUUUUUGAAUAGAAAAUGUUUCUAUAGAUUACAUUGGAAAAUUCAUUAUGUCAUUUCAAAUACAUCAUUUUAAACCAAUAUUACCAAAGUUUUGCAUUCAAGAACAAUGAUUCUUGGAAAAGAAAAUUGAUGUAAUAUUGUUUGGAAACAAUGUCAUUCCUGUAUAGGCUCAUGACAGGUAGUGCACAAUAUAAAUAUACUAUUAGUGUAUUUUUUAAAUGCUGCAACUGUAGGGUAAAAACCAUUUUUAGUGAGAUUAAGUCCACGAAAAGCCAACACACUAAUCUUGAUUAGGAAACCUCACCUCAACAUUUUUGAAGGCAACAUCCUUUGUGCUUUGAAGUCCAAAUUUACAGGACGGUCCACAUGACGGGUAAUAUUAAACAUCCAGCAUUGUAACAAUACUGACCAGGAAACUGGACCUCAACAUGUAGAAAAAUUUCAUCUCAAUUGAUCAAAAUUCCUCCCACAUAAAGAAGCAAUUCUUUUAAAAAUGUACUUUCAAUGACUGACUAAAUUUUCACUGCUAUGGGUUUUGGUUUGACUGUGUAGAGCACCAAAACUCUUAUUGCUAUGUGAAUUUCGCAUUUCUGUUCGUGUGCCAAGUUACAAGCAUUUUUUUAAGUCUGCUAUCAUCUACAACAAUACAUAAAUUUAUUUUCCACCAUUCUGUGGAAAUCAUUGUGGGCCAAAUCUUAGCUUUGUUGAAGACGUAUAAAAUAGAUGAUAGCAAGUCAACAUCCUAAUUUACAUCUCUGCUGAUACUUUAUUGAAUCAAUCAAGAGGAAAGUGAAAUAAGCAGACUACUGGCCAUUCUACACUUUUGCGCAAAGUCAGAAGUUACCCCGUUCUGUUUGUCCGGCAACACUUUGAGCGUUUAGUCCUCCUGUGUUACCCAAACGUAACUCAGGUUUUCAGAUUGUAAGGCAGCAAUAUAUUUUGGAACUUACUGGCAACAGUGGAAUCUCAGAGCUGACGACUGUAAACAAGACUGUGGAAUUCCUUAAACAAUGCUUUUAAUGCUUUGUGUAAUUAUUCUGGCAAAUGGGUCCUGAGCUCCUCAGCAUUCCCACUCCUUUACUGGUGUUGUCUCAAGUAUUGUUGGUCAAAGACUUUCAUUAAGGUGAAAUGUAUCUUACUGCCUUGUUAUCCUUUUGUGGUGAAAGAGCCCCCAUCCAUUUUUUAGCAGUGAUAUCUUAUCUAGUUUGGUUUCCUGAAUUUAAACACUAGAUUACAUCAGCGAACUUGCUUCAAUACAAAAUAAGGCUGUGCUUAAACCAAUUUCCUGCCACUGUACAAAGGAUUAAGCACUUUAAGUUGAACUGAUGUACAGUGAUCUAGUUCUGAUCAAUGAAUUACAGUUAAUUUGCCUUCAGUCUGUACACUUGCAUAUAACGUGAGCCCACUGUUGGCAUGAGUCCGCUUUCUCCAUACAGUCUGUGGCUCAGGUCUUACGAGAGACAUGCCACAUCAUGGCAACAAUCAAGUUGCACUGUGCUGUUUUAUACAUGGUAUCUGUUCAUACUUUUGGUGAAACAAUGGAAAACUCAAAAGUGCCAUUUUCCAAAAGGCUCUUUAUAAGCAGUGGGAGCAGGUGAUGACAUUUGAAGUUAGAAGAUGGCAGUACACAUUGGGUAACCUCUUAUUCUUUUGUCUGUGGCUGUGGAAUAACUUGUCAGAGUUAUAAAGUUUUAACAGUAUUUUUUGAAAUCUAUGGUGUAGCUUUCAAAUUACUAGGGUACUAAUGUGUUCAGUACAUACCGUGUCACCAAGAUUGGUUGUAAUGUUUUGUACAUACAAUGCUCAAUGAUCUGUCAACAAGUUUCAUAGCUCUUAUGUUUCAGGAGGAAUUGAUUUUAGGGAUUUUUUUUCUUUCACUCGUGUGCUAGAUACUUGUGAUAAGCAAGUAGAAUUUGCUGAAAAAAAAUACAUGACAGUGUUUGUAUAAAUUCUAUCUUUGUACAUGGAUGUUUGUUUACAUAAGCACUUCAAACAAGAUAUGGGGAAUAAAUGUUUUCAUUGUGUCAAAGCA
Stegostoma tigrinum is the source of this 15348-nucleotide messenger RNA. RefSeq names its product rho guanine nucleotide exchange factor 4. Bases 1069 to 8736 code for a protein of 2555 amino acids. Lineage: Eukaryota; Metazoa; Chordata; Chondrichthyes; Orectolobiformes; Stegostomatidae. Gene Ontology annotation, molecular function: guanyl-nucleotide exchange factor activity; protein binding. The transcript has 15 exons. The record is from RefSeq and is a predicted model, not a curated record. Gene Ontology annotation, biological process: intracellular signal transduction.